AUGGAAGCCAAGUCAGUUGAAGCCAAGAAGCAAACUUUAAGAAAUAAAAAAGAAUGGGCCUUGUUGUCCGGAGAGGCUGAGCCUGAGAAUAAGCAAACUAAAAAGACUAUAAUUGGUUAUAUUGGUGAACGUGAAGGGCAGGCUGUGCUGCACACUGCACUCCCAAUAUUUUAUGGCCUCUGUCACGUUCAUGGCCUUGCUGUGUGGGGAAGAGAGAGAAAAAGGGGUGGAGUAGAUCCUAAUGAAACGAAGCGUUUUGAAUUUGAGAAGAUAGCGGAAGGUAAGGGAUUCGAUUCAGUGUUCGCAUGGCGUUGUCGUGUUCUUCCUCCGUCAACUGAAGCUCAAGGGACCCUUCCCACUCCCAAUCACCUCCCUUUCCUCUCUCCCGCUCCGCCAAUUCCACCAUUCAUCGCGGCAUUCUCUCGCUUCCGUACUCCACACCCAUUCCCCUCUUCCUUAGUAGGCUUUGGUUAG
Molecule: messenger RNA, 474 nt
Organism: Sphenostylis stenocarpa
Lineage: Eukaryota; Viridiplantae; Streptophyta; Magnoliopsida; Fabales; Fabaceae
Source: the annotation of a GenBank genome assembly